Molecule: messenger RNA, 1716 nt
Organism: Sabethes cyaneus
Lineage: Eukaryota; Metazoa; Arthropoda; Insecta; Diptera; Culicidae
Gene: mEFTu1
Product: elongation factor Tu, mitochondrial
Exons: 3
Coding region: 109-1515 (468 amino acids)
Biological process (GO): mitochondrial translational elongation
Cellular component (GO): mitochondrion
Molecular function (GO): translation elongation factor activity; GTP binding; GTPase activity
Source: RefSeq, a predicted model, not a curated record
UCUUUGGUCUUACGCAAGAAAAGUCGGAAAAUUUUUUACUGACGGCUGUUUCAAGUUCUCUUCAAUCUUCCAGUGAUUUUUGUGUUUUAAAGUAGGAGUACGCUAAAAAUGGCAGGUUACAUUACGCUGCGUGCUAUCUUGAGUCCUGGAGCUCGCAAAACAUUUUCCCAGUUUCUGUGCAGUAGCGGUGUUACUGUCAAUGUGUCUCGUUCUGAUACAAUCUUUAACCAGCAAGCAUUCCAAAAGAGAUUCUACGCUGAGAAGAUAGUUUUUAAGCGUGACAAACCGCAUUGCAAUGUUGGAACGAUCGGACAUGUUGACCACGGCAAAACUACCUUGACGGCUGCCAUUACAAAGGUUUUAGCUGACAAAGAUUUGGCAGAAAGUAAGAAAUACACUGACAUCGACAAUGCUCCGGAAGAAAAAGCUAGAGGAAUUACGAUAAACGUUGCCCACAUUGAGUAUCAAACGGAGAACCGGCAUUAUGGCCACACAGAUUGUCCUGGUCACGCUGAUUACAUCAAGAACAUGAUUACCGGCACAGCCCAGAUGGACGGGGCUAUCCUGGUUGUGGCUGCCACUGACGGAGCUAUGCCACAAACCAGAGAGCACUUGCUACUGGCGAAGCAAAUUGGUGUCAAUCAUAUUGUUGUGUUUAUCAACAAAGUUGAUGCGGCAGAUCAGGAAAUGGUUGAUCUUGUAGAGAUGGAAAUUCGCGAGUUAAUGAGUGAAAUGGGUUUCGAUGGCGAUAAUGUGCCGGUGAUUAGGGGAUCUGCGUUAAGUGCCCUGGAAGGAAAGAAUCCGGAGAUUGGUGCUGAUGCUGUGAUGAAAUUACUGGAUGAAGUGGAUAAAUAUGUACCGACACCGAUACGUGACUUAGAUAAGCCUUUCUUGCUGCCAGUAGAGUCAGUUCAUAGCAUACCUGGACGUGGUACCGUUGUUACUGGACGUUUGGAACGCGGAACUUUGAAAAAAGGACAAGAGUGCGAGUUUGUGGGAUAUAAUAAGGUUAUUAAAUCAACCAUUACUGGUAUUGAAAUGUUUCACAAAAUCCUUGAAGAAGCACAUGCCGGCGAUCAGUUAGGUGCUCUAGUUCGAGGUAUCAAGCGCGACGAUAUAAAGCGAGGAAUGGUAAUGUGUAAGCCAGGGUCGGUGAAGGCUAACGACAACUUUGAAGCGCAGGUGUACAUUCUGAGCAAGGAGGAAGGCGGUCGUCACAAACCAUUCACAAGCUUCAUCCAGCUGCAAAUGUUCUCACGCACAUGGGACUGUGCAACUCAGGUGCGAAUUCCAGACAAGGAAAUGGUAAUGCCCGGUGAAGACGCCAAAUUACAUCUACGCCUAAUGAGGCCAAUGGUGUUAGAACAUGGUCAACGUUUUACACUAAGAGACGGCCAUAUUACCCUAGGAACUGGUGUUGUUACUAAAGUUCUGAAUCCUUUGACUGAGAAAGAACGGAUGUCUCUGGUUGAAGGUAAGAAGGCACGAGAGAAGGCUGCCAGCGGAAAGGCAUAGACGUGCUCAUGCUUUUAAAGGCCCAAACAUAAUGUAUACCUACGUUUCAAGUUACGUUCUGGAAAUUUGAUAGUUUUUCCAUGGAUUUUCUGUUAAGUUUCCAAAAUGUUGCAACAAUCGUAUGCAUUCUGUUUGAGUCGUCAUCAUAAUAUAAUUCUUAUUUGAUAAGUCCCGAUUCAUGUUAGUAGCCUAGAGUUGGAA